Molecule: messenger RNA, 1505 nt
Organism: Anopheles nili
Lineage: Eukaryota; Metazoa; Arthropoda; Insecta; Diptera; Culicidae
Exons: 3
Coding region: 1-1305 (434 amino acids)
Source: RefSeq, a predicted model, not a curated record
AUGGGAGUUAACGGUGGCGAUUUGCGGAAGGAUUCCAUUACAUCAUCGGCGUCCUCGUCACAUUUGGAUCUGGGGCAGCUCCAACGAAUGUUCGUCAAGUUAGAGCCAGAUUUAACCAUCGACUCCUAUGAGGAAGCGCAAGGAUCGGGCCGCGGAGACAACUACACGGCCGCACUAUUCCGCAUCGCACUGAAAGGACACACGCAACCGGAGGGCAGCUCAAAAAAGCUGAAGUGGGAAAAAAGUGUCAUCUGCAAGCGCCUACCCGAUUGCAAAAUAAAACGCGAAGCAUUCAAAAGCGAAGCCCUGUUCCGCAAUGAGGUCGUCUUUUAUAACACCAUCAUGCCCGAGUACAUCGAGUUCCAGCGGCGCCAGUCACCGGACGAUGGGUCCAUAUUCCAAGCCGUCCCACAAUGCUACCUGGCACGGGAUGAUCUGCUCGUGUUGGAGGACCUGCGGGUCCGUUCAUUCACGAUGCCAGAUCGGCAGGCUGGUUUAGGACCGGAGCAGCUUGAGGCAGUGCUCGUGGAGUUGGCACAAUUCCACGCCGUCAGUCUCGCCUACAAGCAGCGACAUCCGGCCGAGUUUAAGAAACUCACCAACGCCCUGGAGGAAGGCAUUUUCUCACAGGCAAACACUGAGUGGUACCGGAAGUACUACGAUGUUCUGACGCGAAAUGCCAUUCAGAUGGUGCGACAGACGGUGCCAGAGAAGACGGAGCACCUAGCGAAAUUGGAGGAGUUUCUGGGAAAUUGCUUCGGACAUUUGGUGGAGUUAGUGAAUCGUCAGAGCGAGCUUUCAGUAAUCUGUCAUGGCGACUGUUGGACGAAUAAUGUACUCUUUCGGCAUAAUGACGAUGGUGUUAUUGUGGAGACGUGCUUGGUGGACUUUCAGCUCAUUCGUCACGGAUCGUUGGCGCUCGAUUUGGCCUACCUAAUCUACUGCUGUACCGAUGGCUCCCUGCGCAAAGAGAAGCUUCAACAUUGGCUGCAAGUGUACCAUGGACAGUUGGUCCGCUCGCUGCGCAUGCUGCUGCCCGGUGCAUUCGAGGAGGUGUUCAACUCGGACCAGCGCUUGUUGGAGCAGAUCAACGAUGAGUUUAAAGUGUGCGCACGUUUCGGACUCGGGGCCGCGAUGGAUAUGCUACCCAUCAGCACCUGCUCCUCAGAAGAGGCACCGGAUCUGUACGCGAGUGGAACGGAAACGGCAGCCACGCCACCCGAACUAAAUGUACCCCCAAAUGAGCUGUGCAGGCGAAAGAUGACUGAGCUGGUGCUGGAGCUGAUCGAUGGUGGAAUGCUUUAGAGAAAACCUCUAACGGACUGGAUGGAAGAUAUGCAGUAGGUGAUAUACUGGCGAUACCUGGUGUCACGCGGGUUCUCGUUGGUGGACGUGCCGCUUAAUACUGACAGUAUUCUUACAGGGUAGCUAAUUAGUAACUUUGGCAAUGUGCAAAUAUGAACAGAUAUAACUUCGUGUACCGUCUACUCCGCUCAAUGACAAUA